GGCGAAGCGGUGCCGCAUCAGUCACGAUUCGCGGACGUAAACAGCCGAGACGCGUCUUGCUCAUCAUCUACUCACACAACUUGCCUUUCUCGUUUGUCACUCGCGUCGAGCAUGCCCGUCACUCUCGUCACCUCCGAUAACGAGUCCUUCGUCACCCAGAAGGAGAUCGUGGAGCGCAGCGUGCUCAUCAAGAACAUGCUGGAAGACGUCGGCGAGUCCGACCAACCCAUUCCGCUCCCCAACGUGUCCUCCAGUGUCCUCAAGAAGGUUCUAGAGUACUGCGAGCACCACAAGGGCGAGCCCCUCCCCGCGCCUGAAUCCGAGUCGUCUCAGGACGAUACGCGGAAACGGACGACCGAUAUCUCGGAGUGGGACCAGAAGUUCAUCAACGUCGACCAAGAGAUGCUCUUCGAGAUCAUCCUGGCCGCCAACUACCUGGACAUCAAGCCGCUUCUUGAUGUCGGCUGCAAGACGGUCGCGAAUAUGAUCAAAGGCAAGACGCCGGAGGAGAUCCGCAAACUCUUCAACAUCGUCAACGACUUCACGCCGGAGGAGGAAGCUCAGAUCAAGAAGGAGAAUGAAUGGGCUGAGGACAGGUAGAUAUGGGUCGCACGUUUUUGCUCGAAGCCGCGAAGACGAUACAGAGGAACACACUGUUUUACACCUUGUACAUGUUGAUCAACGUCUUGCACGAUAUUCAGCCUUAUCUCGCGCGACAUCAUUCGAGAUUGCAAUUGGAUCUGCUCUUCUUUGUGUA
Mycena citricolor is the source of this 757-nucleotide messenger RNA. NCBI's taxonomy places the organism in Eukaryota, Fungi, Basidiomycota, Agaricomycetes, Agaricales, Mycenaceae. The record is from the annotation of a GenBank genome assembly.